Hipposideros armiger (great roundleaf bat) is the source of this 939-nucleotide messenger RNA. RefSeq names its product olfactory receptor family 2 subfamily B member 11 (gene OR2B11). The record is from RefSeq and is a predicted model, not a curated record. NCBI's taxonomy places the organism in Eukaryota, Metazoa, Chordata, Mammalia, Chiroptera, Hipposideridae. Gene Ontology annotation, cellular component: membrane. Gene Ontology annotation, biological process: G protein-coupled receptor signaling pathway. Gene Ontology annotation, molecular function: olfactory receptor activity.
AUGAGAACUGACAACAGAGCUCCUUGUGGAACCCCCACUAGGGACUUCAUCCUUCUAGGUGUUUCUAACAAGCCAUGGCUGGAACUCCCUCUCUUUGUGGUCCUCCUGGGGUCCUACAUCCUUGCCAUGUUGGGAGACAUCACUAUCAUCCUGGUGUCCCAGCUGGAUCCCCAGCUCCAGAACCCCAUGUAUACCUUCCUCAGCCACCUCUUCCUGGACCUCUGCUACACUACCACCACAGUCCCUCAGAUGCUGGUCAACAUGGGCGGCCCCAGAAAAACCAUCAGCUACAGUGGCUGCAUGGUGUAGUACACGAUAUUCCACUGGUUGGGCUGCACUGAGUGCGUCAUCUUGGCCGCCAUAGCCCUGGACAUCUGUGAGGCCCUGUGGUACAACUUUGUCAUGCAUGGCCCUCUCUGCCAGCAGCUCGUGCUUGUGGCCUGGUUCAGUGGCUUUGGCAACUCGCUCGUUCAGGUAGUCUUGAUGUUGUAGUUGCCUUUCUGUGGGCGGCAGGUGCUAAACAACUUCUUCUGUCAGGUGCCAGCUAUGAUCAAGCUACCGUGUGCUGACACAGCCAUGAAUGACACCACACUGGCUGUGCUGGUGACCUUCUUUGUGCUAGUCCCCCUAGCUCUCAUCCUGUUCUCCUACAGCUUCAUUGCCUGUGUGGUGCUCAAGAUCCAGUCCUCCAAGGCACAGCACAAGGCCUUUGGGACCUGUUCCUCUCACCUGGUGGUGGUCUCCCUCUUCUACCUUCCUGCCAUCUACAUGUACCUGCAGCCCCCUUCUAGCUAUUCCCAAGAGCAGGGCAAGUUCAUCUCCCUCUUCUACUCCAUAAUCACCCCCACCCUCAAUCCCUUCAUCUAUACCCUGAGGAAUAAUGUGAAGGGAGCUCUGAGAAGACUCCUGACAAGGGUCUGAAGGCUUUGCAGAAGAUGA